Heteronotia binoei (common prickly gecko) is the source of this 2462-nucleotide messenger RNA. Its product is annotated as N-acetylglucosamine-6-sulfatase-like. The record is from RefSeq and is a predicted model, not a curated record. NCBI's taxonomy places the organism in Eukaryota, Metazoa, Chordata, Lepidosauria, Squamata, Gekkonidae. Gene Ontology annotation, biological process: glycosaminoglycan metabolic process. The transcript is spliced from 13 exons. The coding region runs from base 250 to 1785 and encodes 511 amino acids. Gene Ontology annotation, molecular function: glycosaminoglycan binding; N-acetylglucosamine-6-sulfatase activity.
AGUGACCCUCUCACUGUGCGCUUAGAAAUACUUGCAAAAACAGCGCGAGCUGCAACCCAACUGGCGUGGUUGGCUAGUAGUGAAACUGAAGGCUCUGCCGACCAGCGCAGCCUUGGGGGUGGGGGGAGCACGAGAGAGGCAGGUGGAGUUUGUGCGCAUCAUAUGAUCAAGUAGAAAGUUGCACUUCCUGAAACUCUGCAAGUGUGAGCUUGGCUGCUAGGAGUAGCCUUUGCUCGGGCGGGUGAGGGUAUGCCAGUCCUUCCCAUGGGGAGCUUCUUAAGCGGUGGCACUCUCUUAUGUCUCUUAACUGCUUGCCUGCUGGCCGUGGGGGCAGUGGUAGAGGCAGGAGGUGGAAGGAGGGAGAGGCACAACAUACUGCUAAUCCUGACAGAUGACCAAGACCUAGUGCUCGGGGGCAUGACUCCCAUGAAGAAGACCCAAAUGUUGAUUGGUCAGUCAGGAGCCUCCUUCGCCAAUGCUUUUGCAGUCACUCCACUGUGCUGUCCCAGCCGCAGCAGCAUCUUGACUGGCUGCUAUCCUCACAACCACCUGGUGAGAAACAAUUCCUUGGAUGGCAACUGUAGCAGUCAAGCCUGGCAGAAGUUUCAGGAGCCAUUUACCUUCCCAGUGUAUCUGCAAAAGCAAGGCUACCAAACUUUCUACGCUGGCAAAUAUCUCAAUCAGUACGGCGAUCCCAAAGCAGGAGGUGUUCAGCAUAUCCCUGUGGGCUGGGACUACUGGCUAGGCCUGGUGGGGAAUUCCAAGUAUUAUAACUACACCCUUUCAGCCAAUGGCCGUGAGGAGAAACAUGGAGACCACUAUGAAGAAGAUUACCUCACUGACCUCCUUACAAACAGGAGCCUGGAAUUCCUGCAAAAAACCUCUCGCUGUCCCUUUCUCAUGGUGCUAGCCACACCUGCCUCACACUCUCCCUGGACUGCAGCCCCCCACUACAAGUCAGCCUACAGUACCAUCAAAGCACCACGUACUGGAAGCUUCAAUGUCCAUGGCAAGGACAAGCAUUGGCUGGUGAGGCAAGCAAAGACUCCUAUGUCAAACACAUCCAUUGAGUUCCUGGACAAUGCCUACAGGAAGCGGUGGCAGACUCUGCUGUCUGUGGAUGACAUGGUGGCAGCAGUGGUGGGUCAGUUGGAGUCUCUGGGCUUGAUGAGCAGCACAUACGUGUUCUAUACCUCCGACCAUGGUUACCAUGUUGGUCAGUUUUCCCUGCCCAUCGACAAGCGGCAGCUUUAUGAGUUUGACAUCCGGAUACCAUUGCUUGUGCGAGGCCCAGGCAUCAAACCAAAUCAGACCCGUCUGGAGCCCAUCCUCAAUAUUGACCUCGGUCCAACCUUCCUGGAUAUUGCAGGAAUCAAUAUCUCUCAGACUCACAUGGAUGGACAGUCCUUCCUGCCCCUGCUGGUGAACAAGACACACAACAGUAGCUGGCGAUCUGAUUUCCUGGUGGAGUACACUGGAGAGGGCAGUGAUGGCAGAGACCCCCAUUGUCCUAGUUUAGGAGCAGGGGUAUCGCAUUGCUUUCCGGACUGUGUGUGUGAGGAUGCCUUCAAUAACACCUAUGCCUGUGUGCGCACAUUGAGCCCCGUCAGUUUGCAGUAUUGUGAGUUUGCAGAUACUCAGGCUUUUGUAGAAGUUUAUAAUCUGACUUCAGACCCACAUCAGCUCCUCAAUAUAGCCAAGACUGUGGACCCCUCACUGCUGGAGCAGAUGAACCAGAGGCUGAUCAAGUUCCAGGCUUGCUCCGGGGCCAGCUGCCGCUCCUAGGGAGCCUCCAUGAUGCUCUCACUCAAUGACUGUGCCAAGAAACCUGAGAAAUCUCUAUUCUUUAGCUGACUUUGUGCUGGCUUUAUGUUGUGGAUUUCUUGGGUAGCAAGCCCAGGUCAGCUGACAGUUUUGUUGAUGAGACUUGAUACCAAGAGGAUGGGGUGGUGAGCUGGAUGAGUGAGUGGAAAGUUCUGUGCCUUGUUUCCCCCUGGACCUGAUGUCAUUUCCUGUUGCCACUUGUUCCGCUGCUCAUCCACAUCCUUUUUUUGCAUCUGGGACUGGCAGGCCAAACAGCUCCAUUCAGUGGACUAGAUAUGAUCCAAUAAUCAUCCGUUGCUGAUCCUUACUCUAAACAGUAAUUCAUAGCCAGAUAACUGAAGGAUAGCCUUACCCUUCUUUCCACAGGAUGAGGAUAGGUUCAUUUUCUCAUUUAACCAAUAAAUCCAGUUCCCAAUAGUUACUGGAUUAUUACCACCACCACUGUAUUUUCUUCUCUUUUCCUAAGAUCUGAGUGUCCUUUCUCAGUUGUUUGGUCCUGCCUUUCCUCUGUCCUUAAAAGUUUUGAUUCAAAUGCUGUAUAGCCUAUGGUGGCUCAGGAAGCUGCUAUUUGAUCCCACCUGUGACUUUCUGUGUUAGUGCUGUGAAAAUAAAUGGAAUAAAGAACUUUUUAUUAGGAA